Molecule: messenger RNA, 2109 nt
Organism: Homalodisca vitripennis (glassy-winged sharpshooter)
Lineage: Eukaryota; Metazoa; Arthropoda; Insecta; Hemiptera; Cicadellidae
Gene: Vps33B
Product: vacuolar protein sorting-associated protein 33B
Exons: 2
Coding region: 232-2004 (590 amino acids)
Biological process (GO): vesicle-mediated transport; intracellular protein transport
Cellular component (GO): lysosome; CORVET complex
Source: RefSeq, a predicted model, not a curated record
GUCACUGUCAUUUAGUGUUAGUGUAUUAGGUUAUGUUUUGUUUAGUAUCGUCUUCCGACUUCCGAUGCUGAAAUAAGGAGUUUGAGAGCCAACCUGUAGGAAUAGGUUUGAUACGAUGAUAAUCUUUAAAAGGUUAUUGAAUAGCACUGUGACUUAAUAUGGUUAAAACAAAUGAGCAGAAGAAUCUAUGUUCACAGUUUUAGAAUAUGAACUAUUUUUGAUAAAGUAAACAUGCUCUGUUCUCUCGAAACAAGAGCUUCUGCUCUCAAUAGGAUAUCCCAAAAACGAUUAGGAGAAUUACUUAACAAAAUUCCAGGUCUAAAAGACUUUAUUAUAGAUCCAGUUUUAAUCAAGCCUUUGGAAAGGAUAAUUGGAGUUUCUCAGUUAAGAUUUCAUGGAAUCGAUAAAAUUUUCAAACUGGACUAUGGAAGUUCCAUACCUACAACAAACAGUCAAGUUGUUUACUUUGUCCAGUCAGAUCUUGUAAUGGCUAAACACAUAUGUGACCAGAUUAAUGCCCGAUUGAGGAAUACCGACAAUCUGAGCUAUCACAUCAUUUUGAUUCCUCAAAAACUGAUUUCCAUCUCCAAUCUGCUGGAGGAGGAAGGGGUUUUGGGCCAUGUCACUCUGUAUGGCUUCCAGUGGGAGAUGAUUCAGUUCGAUGGCAACAUUCUAUCUUUCCAGCUGGACAGUUUUUACCGUAAAACAUUCCUUGAUCAAGACCAGCUCUUUCUGCCUUGUGUUGCCAGAUCGAUUUGGGGUUUGCAGAUGCUCUACGGAAAACCGUCAAUGACGUUCUUGCAGGGAAAAUACGCUGCAAUAGUGGAUCAACAGAUAGACAUUUUAUUUGAAAGUUACGGAAAACCAGAAAGAGAACUGUCAGAUAUUUCAUGUUUCGUAAUUGUGGACAGAGACAUCGACUAUCCAAGUGUUCUUUUGACACCUGGCACAUACACAAGCCUACUACAUGAAGUUUUCGGAAUCAAAAGUGGUGUUCUUGACUUCAGUUUGGAUACACAAAACAGUAAACCUCGGGGCGGUCGGUUACUCAGUAGUACAGAAGAAAUUUACAGCCAGAUAAAGCAUAGACAUUUCUCUGAUGUUUUUGGAUUUCUAAGUAAAGUCGCUAAAAAUUUACAAGAACUAAAACCUACCGCAAACAUGAAUUUAAAAGAUUUAAAGCGCAACAUAACACAGGAAUUACCGAAUGCAUUAGCUUUAAAAAGCAGUUUAGCAUACCACAUAAGUGCUUGUGAAGGUAUUAUUGGAAAGAUGGGACCAAGAUUUGAGAGUACGCAGGCAGCGGAGCAAAGGAUGUUGGAGGGUCGAGGGAGAAAAGAAAAUAUCUCUUAUAUAGAAGACUGCAUAGCUAUGAAUCUCGGGGGAAAUUUAAGUCCUUUACGGCUACUUUGCCUUCAGUCUGUCACACAAGAUGGUCUGACUGUAGAUGAAAUCAACAAUUUGAAAAUUCAGUAUCUUCACGCUUACGGAUAUAAACACCUGACCAGUUUUCACAACUUGGACAAGCUCGGGUUAUUGACACAACAGUCAACUUUACUGUCCAACGAUGUAACAGCAGGAGCAUUGGCUAACAAAGUAGUCCAUGCUGUUUCUCUUCCUACAAGACGCAGUACUUUCUAUUCUCUUGCCCAGAAACUUAAGCUUUUCCCCACAGUAAAGGACGAUUACGAUUUGAAAAAUCCAAAAGACAUGAGUUAUGUUUUUAAUGGUGCCUAUAUUCCUCUAGUGUGUCAAAUUGUACAUAUGCUUAUUAAACGAGAAGUUGUACCAGAAGAAGUGGCUAAAAUGUUGCUCAACGCAAAAGUAAAAAUGGAUAAGACAAAUGACAUAGCUCCCAGGACAUUUCUGGUUUACUUUAUAGGGGGUGUCACUUACUCUGAAAUUGCUGCAUUCUACUUAUUGGAAAAGUUGACUGGGACUCAGAUUCUUGUUGCAGGGACAUCAAUUUUAAAUGGCAACUCCCUGAUCGAGUCAUGUUUGUGAUUUAGUCAGUAUAAUGUGUUAUAUUUAACUGUAAACUUUCAAAAUAUUGUAAAUACUUGUACAUUUUUAUUAUUUUCCAAAUUAAAUUUGUAUACUAUUGAAAAA